CCCCCAAGCGGGAGGGGCCGAUACAGCCUCUUAGCCCCGGAUCUUCCGCGCUGAGGAAAGGACUUUGCUCUAAAAGCGCCAGCGCGGACGUGAAAAGUAAAAACACGCGUGGGGGUUUUACCCCCUUCUCCACGGGGCUGAAGGAGGCGCUUAAAGGGGGGCCAGAGACCCGCGUUUCAGGGGGGCAGCUUGGAGGGAGGCUCACUCCCCCCCACGGACGGAGGGAUGAGCGGCUGCCCCGGGGGAAAUGUCCAAAGGAACAGAAACGGCAUCAAACCCGCGGCGGGGCCUGAGAGGGCUGAGCAUGGGCGGGUUCUCUCCCUGUGCCCCUCACUGAAGGGGGGAUGGGGGAAGGGCGCAGGUCCCGUGGCCCCGCCCGGGAAAAGGGGGGACUGAGCCCUCAUUUGUAAUUAUGCAAAUGAUCGAACACAGAACUUCCACGUGCACUUUUCCAUCGGGAAUUUCCGAUCACAUCCGGGUCUCUUUCCUGUACGGAGCCCUACGUUCCAUCCCCUGCUCAUCCCCAAAGGCUUGGGAAGCUGCUGGAAAGAAGGGACGGAGCCAAGAAUAAAAGGAAUCGGGAUAGAGUCUUUGCUGCGCCAAAAAAGGCCUCCUGAUGACGUCACUCCCGCCGCCGCCCCUGGGGUGCUGAGCCCCAGGGCAUGCUGGGAGUCCCCUGAUGCGCUGGCCCUGCUUCCUGGGUCCCAGGUCAAUAUUCAGCCUGGGCAGAGAAGGCUCAGACCCCGGCCUCCCUCUCUGGGGCCCCUCUCCCUCCCCCGCCCGGCUGGCAGAAGAUCCACACCCGGAACCAGAGACAUGGCCCCUGGCAGCCAGAGACCCUCCUCCCAGGAGUUGGUGACAUUCAAGGACAUUUUCAUGGACUUCACUGAGGAGGAGUGGGGGCUCUUGGACGCUUCUCAGAAGGAACUGUACAAGGAGGUCAUGCUGGAGAGUGUCCAGAAUCUGCUGUCCCUGGAUAUAGAAACUGGAUUCAAAGUAAAUGAGAGGAACAAAAGCCUGAGAAUUUUUGUGGAAGAACAUGACCUGCAAAGGUUCAUGGAUGGUCCCUGUGACUUCAAUUUGAAGGAAUUGCAUGAUUUUAUUCUCAAAGUACAUAGAUAUGCAAAGAGUGAUUGUGGAUUGUAUGAAACUGGAAAGAGAUUCAGAUGGACUUCUUUCAUAAAUCACUGUAAGAAAAUGAUCUCAGGAAGUGAUUACUUGAAAUGCUUCACUGAAGAGGUAGAACCAUUGCUUCCAGGUAAUCAAUGGGAUAUUGCUGUGAAGUGCAGUUCAGACCUCAGUAGCCAUCAGAAAAGUGAUACUGAAGAAAUACUUUCCAUAAGUAAUAAAAGUGAGAAGGCUUUCGGUCAGAACUCUAAUCUCCGUACUCGUCAACAAAUGCCUAUUAGAAAAGAACUUGAUGAACAUAAUGUAUGUGAAGCAACCUCAUCCUAUCACCCACCUCUUCCUUACCACCCUGGAAUGAAAAGGUCUGGAUAUGAUCAGUGUGGGAAAGCCUUUGGUUGGAAGCCAACUCUUGGUAGCCCUCAGAAGGCUCAUACUGGAGAGGUGUCUCAUAAAUGUGCUGAAUGUGGGAGAGCUUUCUAUUACAGAUCAUUCCUGAUUGACCAUCAGAGAAUCCACACUAGAGAGAAGCCUUAUUUAUGUCUUCUGUGUGGAAAGCCUUACAUGUGCAAUCAGUGUGGAAAGACGUUUACAGAUAUCUCCAGUCUAACAAAGCAUAAGAAAACCCACACUGGAGAGAAGGCUUAUGAAUGUAAUCAUUGUGGAAAAGCUUUCACACAGAGUGCCCAUCUUGCUGAGCAUCAGAGAAUCCACACUGGAGAGAAACCUUUCAAAUGUAAUCAGUGUGGAAAGGCUUUCACACAGAGUUCCAGUCUUGCUUUACAUCAGAGAAUCCACACAGGAGAGAAACCUUUCAAAUGUAAUCAGUGUGGAAAGGCUUUCACACAGAGUUCCAGUCUUGCUUUACAUCAGAGAAUCCACACUGGAGAGAAACCUUUUAAAUGUAAUCAAUGUGAAAAGGCUUUUAGUUGUAACUCAAAUCUUGCUAGACAUCAGAGAAUCCACACUGGAGAGAAACGGUUUAAGUGUAAUCAGUGUGGAAAGGCUUUCAGAUUCUCAUCCAGUCUUGUUACACAUCAGAGAAAGCACACUGGAGAGAAACCUUUUAAAUGUAAUCAGUGUGGAAAGGAUUUCACACAAAGUGCCCAUCUUGGUUUACAUCAGAGAAUCCACAGUGGAGAGAAACAUUUUAAAUGUAAUCAGUGUGGAAAGGCUUUCAGAUUCUCCUCCAUUCUUGCUGAACAUCAGAGAAUCCAUACUGGAGAAAAACCUUUUAAAUGUAAUCAAUGUGGAAAGGAUUUCACACAGAGUUCCAAUCUUGCUUUACAUCAGAGAAUCCACACAGGAGAGAAACCUUUUAAAUGUAAUCAAUGUGGAAAGGCUUUUAGUUGCAAUUCAAGUCUUACUAUACAUCAGAAAAUCCACACUGGAGAGAAACCUUUUAAAUGUAAUCAAUGUGGAAAGACUUUUAGACGCAGCUCCCAUCUUGCUACACAUCAGAGAAUCCAUACUGGAGAGAAGCCUUUUAAAUGUAAUCAGUGUGGAAAAGCUUUCACACAGAGUUCCAAUCUUGCUUUACAUCAGAGAAUCCACACUGGAGAAAAACCUUUUAAAUGUAAUCAGUGUGGAAAAGCUUUUACACAGAGUUCCAAUCUUUCUACCCAUCAGAGGAUCCAUAUUGGAGAGAAACUUUAAAAAAUGUAAUCAAUGUGGAAAGAGUUUUAGAUGACCUCCCAUCUUGCUAGACAUAAGAGAAUCCACAAUGAAAUGAAACCUUUUUUUUUUUUUUUUUUUUUUUUGGUGAUUGUUCCUUUCUUUUUUUCCUAUUUUGGGUAGGAGACGAUAGCAGUGGGAACUGUACUAACCAUAGGAUUGUCCUGCCCCUGAUCCUCUAAUGUAAAAUAAUAAGGAAGGCAUUAUUAUAGUAAUGAUUCAUGCAAUAGAACAGAAGGACUGAGAAAGUUUUGAAAAAUGUUUUCUUGAAUUCAUUACUACUCAAAAAAGAAAUUCAAUCUUUGCAAAUUUGUUUCUUGACAUAAUUUUCUUCUUUGUGUAAAUUCAAAAUGUUCAUUUGAUUUCAUUUGUAUGAAUUUCAAAAUUAAAAAAGAAAUCAGA
Molecule: messenger RNA, 3201 nt
Organism: Antechinus flavipes (yellow-footed antechinus)
Lineage: Eukaryota; Metazoa; Chordata; Mammalia; Dasyuromorphia; Dasyuridae
Product: zinc finger protein ZFP2-like
Exons: 4
Coding region: 817-2781 (654 amino acids)
Biological process (GO): negative regulation of transcription by RNA polymerase II
Molecular function (GO): DNA-binding transcription repressor activity, RNA polymerase II-specific; RNA polymerase II cis-regulatory region sequence-specific DNA binding
Source: RefSeq, a predicted model, not a curated record